Molecule: messenger RNA, 3982 nt
Organism: Otolemur garnettii (small-eared galago)
Lineage: Eukaryota; Metazoa; Chordata; Mammalia; Primates; Galagidae
Gene: ATP6V0A1
Product: ATPase H+ transporting V0 subunit a1
Exons: 20
Coding region: 50-2566 (838 amino acids)
Biological process (GO): vacuolar acidification; proton transmembrane transport
Cellular component (GO): vacuolar proton-transporting V-type ATPase complex; vacuolar proton-transporting V-type ATPase, V0 domain; plasma membrane
Molecular function (GO): proton-transporting ATPase activity, rotational mechanism; ATPase binding
Source: RefSeq, a predicted model, not a curated record
AGGUAGCAGAGAAAUCCAGGUACUCAGUUGACUGGGACCUUUUGCCACAAUGGGGGAACUUUUCCGGAGUGAGGAGAUGACUCUGGCCCAGCUUUUUCUACAGUCAGAAGCUGCUUAUUGUUGUGUCAGUGAACUAGGAGAACUUGGAAAGGUUCAGUUUCGUGAUUUAAAUCCAGACGUAAAUGUUUUCCAGCGGAAAUUUGUGAAUGAAGUUAGACGAUGUGAAGAAAUGGAUCGAAAGCUUCGAUUUGUUGAAAAGGAGAUAAGAAAAGCUAACAUUCCAAUUAUGGACACUGGUGAAAACCCAGAGGUGCCCUUCCCACGGGACAUGAUUGACUUAGAGGCUAAUUUUGAGAAGAUUGAAAAUGAACUGAAAGAAAUCAACACAAACCAGGAAGCUCUGAAGAGAAACUUCCUGGAGCUGACUGAAUUAAAAUUUAUACUUCGCAAAACUCAGCAGUUUUUUGAUGAGGCUGAAUUGCAUCAUCAGCAGAUGGCGGAUCCAGACCUGUUGGAAGAGUCAUCAUCCCUGUUGGAGCCUAAUGAGAUGGGAAGAGGCGCGCCUUUAAGACUUGGCUUCGUGGCUGGUGUGAUUAACCGGGAGCGCAUCCCUACUUUUGAGCGCAUGCUUUGGCGAGUGUGCAGGGGGAAUGUGUUUCUGCGACAGGCUGAAAUCGAGAACCCUCUCGAGGAUCCUGUGACUGGUGACCACGUGCACAAGUCUGUGUUUAUCAUCUUCUUCCAAGGCGAUCAGCUGAAAAACAGAGUCAAGAAAAUCUGUGAAGGGUUCCGAGCUUCACUCUAUCCCUGUCCUGAGACACCACAGGAGAGAAAGGAAAUGGCUUCCGGUGUAAACACCAGGAUUGAUGAUCUCCAAAUGGUUCUAAAUCAAACAGAGGAUCACCGCCAGCGGGUUCUGCAGGCAGCUGCCAAGAACAUUCGUGUCUGGUUCAUCAAGGUGCGGAAGAUGAAGGCCAUCUACCACACCCUGAAUCUAUGCAACAUAGAUGUGACCCAGAAGUGCCUGAUUGCAGAGGUCUGGUGCCCUGUCACUGACCUUGACUCCAUCCAGUUUGCACUCAGAAGGGGCACGGAACACAGUGGUUCCACUGUACCCUCCAUUUUGAACCGGAUGCAGACAAACCAGACUCCUCCAACUUAUAACAAAACCAACAAGUUUACAUGUGGCUUUCAGAACAUAGUAGAUGCUUAUGGAAUUGGAACUUACCGAGAGAUAAAUCCAGCACCAUAUACUAUUAUCACUUUCCCUUUUCUGUUUGCUGUGAUGUUUGGGGACUUUGGCCAUGGCAUUUUGAUGACCCUUUUUGCUGUGUGGAUGGUGUUAAGAGAGAGCCGAAUCCUUUCUCAGAAGAAUGAAAAUGAGAUGUUUAGCACUGUGUUCAGUGGGCGAUACAUUAUUCUAUUGAUGGGUGUGUUCUCCAUGUACACUGGCCUCAUCUACAAUGAUUGCUUUUCCAAGUCUCUUAAUAUCUUUGGGUCAUCCUGGAGUGUACGGCCAAUGUUUGAUCAUAAUUGGACGGAAGAAACACUUCGGGGGAACCCUGUUCUGCAACUGAACCCGGCUCUCCCUGGAGUGUUUGGUGGACCAUACCCUUUUGGCAUCGACCCAAUUUGGAACAUUGCUACCAAUAAACUGACCUUCCUCAACUCCUUUAAGAUGAAGAUGUCUGUUAUCCUUGGCAUCAUCCAUAUGAUGUUUGGAGUCAGCCUAAGCCUUAUCAACCAUAUUUAUUUCAAGAAACCCCUAAAUAUCUACUUUGGAUUUAUUCCUGAAAUAAUCUUCAUGACCUCCUUGUUUGGCUACUUGGUUAUCCUUAUUUUUUACAAGUGGACAGCCUAUAAUGCUCAUACGUCUGAGAAUGCACCAAGCCUUCUGAUCCAUUUCAUAAACAUGUUCCUCUUUUCCUACCCAGAGUCUAAUAAUUCAAUGCUAUAUUCUGGACAGAAAGGAAUUCAGUGUUUCCUGGUAGUGGUGGCGCUACUGUGUGUACCUUGGAUGCUAUUGUUUAAACCAUUGGUCCUUCGCCAUCAGUAUUUGAGGAGGAAACAUUUGGGAACUCUCAACUUUGGUGGGAUCAGGGUGGGCAACGGACCGACAGAGGAGGAUGCUGAGAUUAUUCAGCAUGACCAGCUCUCCACGCACUCAGAGGACGCAGAAGAGUUUGACUUUGGGGACACCAUGGUCCACCAGGCUAUCCACACCAUUGAGUACUGCCUGGGCUGCAUCUCUAACACUGCCUCCUACCUGCGGCUCUGGGCCCUCAGCCUGGCUCAUGCACAGCUAUCUGAGGUGCUUUGGACCAUGGUGAUCCAUAUCGGCCUGAGUGUGAAGAGCUUGGGAGGAGGUUUGGCACUUUUCUUCAUCUUCGCCGCCUUUGCCACCCUGACCGUGGCCAUCCUCCUGAUCAUGGAGGGCCUCUCAGCCUUCCUCCAUGCUCUGCGGUUACACUGGGUCGAGUUCCAGAAUAAAUUCUACAGUGGGACCGGUUUCAAGUUCCUGCCCUUCUCCUUCGAGCACAUUCGGGAAGGGAAGUUUGAGGAGUGAGCCCCUGCUAGGAUAUGUGCCCUGAGCCGCCCUCCUGCCUCCCUCCACAGUGACUGGUUGUGCUCCUUUGCCUGUUGGUUGUGAUCCCUGGGCACCAGGGCAUGUGCCACCUCUUUCUGUGAGUCAUUUAGCUAGAACCCACCCUCCAUAGGCCUCCCACCACCCCUGGCUCUGUGUGCAGUGUAGUGAUUUCUGGAAAGAAGCUGGGCACUGGCUGUCACUCAUACCAGCUGAGCACCAGUGUUGCCCUCCUGGCCUCCAGCCAGCUUCUCCAUCUCCUGCUGGUGAACUGUCUGUGGUUCACACAAAAGCUUACAGCCCUUUGGGCUCCCACACCUGUCAUGGAUAGAACGAGCAUCCAUGCCACCCACAUCUAGACUUUGGGUCUCCUGCACCUGUCACUGAAGGGAACACUCUUUAACAUGUCCUAUCCUCGGGUUAGCAGGGAUGGGUCCAGGAAAAUGAUCCUUUACCCACCCCCUUUGGGGCUUGUUAAUCAGGAAUUUAGCUUGAACCCAACUGGGCCAUCAUGAGUGGCUUCUGUCAUCCCCUAACCUUACACUCCCAUCCUCCCCCUCUUCCUGUGCGCACCCGCACAGCAUCACACAGCUGGGAGUGCUUCAAACAGAGGCCUGGACUGGCUCGUCAGCACACAGUGUUCCCUCCAUUGAAUUGGCCACUUCCCAGGCCUUGCAUGGACCCUGCCCUGGGCCGGAGUUCAGACUGAUGCUCUUUCCUGGUGGAGACCCCGAGAUCUUCCCUACCCCAAUCAUGAUGUCUUGAGUGUCAGGCUAUAGUCACCACAGCUGGUUCUGUCCAUAGCCUGCCUUGCUGUCCCUCUCAGUGCCCCCUCCCCACUUCCAAACUGACUCCAGGUCUCAGGAAGGGUGUCCUGGGCAGGGAAGGUCAGCAUCACAGUUGAUUUAUAUGGGAUGACUGCCAGUGCUUAUGGCUGUGAGGACUGCACAGCCCUGUCAAGGGGUCCCAUCCCCUGUCGACCCCCACACCGAGCUGUGGUCUUAGAGCCUUCUAAUCAUGUGUUGAGCAGCAACCUUGGCUGCCCUAGCUAAAUUCAUGCCCCUGCCCUCAGUGGUAGAGAUAAUCCCCUGAAUCAGCCAGACCCGUGCCCUCCUCCCACCCUGGCUUCUCUGUGUGAGCUGCUCAGAGCUGCCCACACAAGUCUCCCAGCUGGCCUGGCCCUGGGCAUAGGACACUCUGCCCUAUCUUCACUGUGUGCCGGCCUAUUGUGACCUGACCUGGCCCUAUGCAGAGUCCCCUCCCCUCUUGUCCUGCGUUUACAGGAUGAUCUUUGCUCUGUUUACAGUGGGGUUCAAAGCAGAGUUCUUUGUCAGGGAACCUGCCCAAGGCCCUUCUGUUCAGACAUUCCUGUGCUGAAUAAAGUAUGUUUGACUCUUC